This is a messenger RNA of Pseudopipra pipra, 5419 nucleotides long. It is a transcript of the gene SLC38A2, whose product is annotated as solute carrier family 38 member 2. Lineage: Eukaryota; Metazoa; Chordata; Aves; Passeriformes; Pipridae. Gene Ontology annotation, molecular function: L-glutamine transmembrane transporter activity. The transcript is spliced from 16 exons. Gene Ontology annotation, biological process: L-glutamine transport; amino acid transmembrane transport. Gene Ontology annotation, cellular component: plasma membrane. The coding region runs from base 325 to 1827 and encodes 500 amino acids. The record is from RefSeq and is a predicted model, not a curated record.
GCCCACAUUCCUGCGUGAAGAGCGGCGGCGCCCCGAGGGGGCCGUCAGAUCGUGAGAGACGUCGGAGCCCCACGGACGCAAUAUUUUCUUUCCCUUUGAUACCGCUGGGGUUUUUUACGUGAUUUUUUUCUACCUUUGUUUAUUUAGGGUUUGUUUUCGCUGACGUUUUAUAGUUAAGGGCUUUUUUUCCCUUGCAAGAAGCAGCAGCAGAGAGAGGAGCAUCUCCUUAUUUCGAGGCUUCGGGAGAAAAAACUCGCUUUCAAGCUCUUGCGCAGAAGGCGCGGCGAGUCCCGCCGGCAAGGACAAAAGAGCGGCCCCGCCAGCAUGAGCAGCGCCGAGAUGGGCAAGUUCAACAUCUCCCCCGACGAGGACAGCUCCAGCUACAGCUCCAACAGCAACGACUUCAGCUACCCGUACCCCACCAAGCCGGCCGCCAUGAAGAGCCACUAUGCAGAUAUUGAUCCAGAAAAUCAAAAUUUCUUGCUCGACUCCAAUCUUGGAAAGAAGAAAUAUGAAACUCAGUAUCAUCCGGGUACUACUUCCUUUGGAAUGUCAGUAUUUAAUCUGAGCAAUGCUAUUGUGGGUAGUGGCAUCCUUGGUCUUUCUUUUGCCAUGGCUAACACUGGAAUUGCUCUUUUUGUGAUACUCCUGCUGUUUGUCUCAAUAUUUUCUUUGUAUUCAGUGCAUCUUCUUUUGAAGACUGCCAAUGAAGGAGGAUCUUUAUUGUAUGAACAGUUGGGAAUGAAGGCUUUUGGUAUGGCUGGAAAACUUGCUGCUUCUGGAUCAAUUACAAUGCAGAACAUUGGAGCUAUGUCAAGCUACCUCUUCAUAGUGAAAUAUGAGUUACCAUUGGUCAUCAAGACAUUUAUGAACAUCGAAGAGACUACAGGAGAAUGGUAUCUCAAUGGUGACUAUUUAGUGCUGCUGGUGUCUGUCAUCCUCAUUCUUCCCCUGUCCUUACUGAAAAAUUUAGGGUAUUUGGGCUAUACCAGUGGCUUUUCCUUACUUUGCAUGGUCUUCUUUCUGAUUGUUGUAAUUUGGAAGAUGUUUCAGAUUCCUUGUCCUAUGGACAGUGACAUUAUGAAUGCGACAUUAUUAAAUGGAACACUAGCACCUUUGGUAAAUGAAAACAUAACAAAUGAUAUGUGCAAGCCAAAAUAUUUCAUCUUCAAUUCACAGACUGUCUAUGCUGUCCCAAUCCUAACAUUUUCUUUUGUCUGCCAUCCUGCAAUUCUUCCUAUUUAUGAAGAACUGAAAAGCCGAAGCCGUAAAAGAAUGAUGAAUGUAUCCUAUGUAUCUUUUUUUGCCAUGUUCCUCAUGUAUUUAUUGGCUGCUCUCUUUGGAUACCUGACAUUUUAUGGAAAAGUCGAACCAGAACUGCUUCAUACCUACUCUGCUUAUCUGGGUGCUGAUGUUCUCCUUCUUAUUGUGCGUCUCGCUGUUCUUAUGGCUGUAACCCUCACUGUACCUGUAGUUAUUUUCCCGAUCCGCAGUUCCAUUACGCAGCUGUUGUGGGCAGGGAAGGAGUUCAAAUGGUGGCGUCAUUGUUCCAUUACAAUUGCUCUUCUGGCAUUUACCAAUGUGCUUGUUAUCUUUGUCCCUACUAUUCGAGACAUCUUUGGAUUCAUUGGUGCUUCUGCAGCUGCCAUGCUGAUCUUUAUACUUCCUUCUGCCUUCUAUAUCAAAUUAGUGAAGAAGGAACCAAUGAAAUCAGUGCAAAAGAUUGGGGCUUCAUUCUUCUUUCUAAGUGGAAUAAUUGUGAUGACUGGGUGUAUGACACUGAUUGUUCUAGACUGGACCCAGAAUGUUACAUCUGAUGGCCAUUAACUGCCCUGGUUUAAUCUCUAGCACUCCACUUCAGAUGCCAGUGUUCACUCAGAUACCUCCUGAGACCGAAAAUGAGCUACUCAGCUUCCUUUGAAAGGCAGAUUCUUUGUUGAUGGUUCUUCUGACUGUAGAAUAUCUGAACUCUGUCUUUAAGAAACUAUUCUGCAUGAUGGAAGUGGAUAUUAACAUCAAACUUUGUGAGUGUCUGGCUGACAGAAGUGACAACUUUAUUCCAUUCCAGAGAAUGGACAGAACUCUCUGUAGACUUUUAUCAAGCCAUGUUUGGCUUUCGUCAUUGUUACUUGGAUAUUUUGUUAUUUUACUUGAAUGUGCCUAAUGGAACCAUUUGAUGUGAGAAAGAACUCUUUAAUUUAAAGCAAAGUGUUUAAAUAACCAAUGAGAGAGAGAGAGAGAGAGAGAGAGAGAAACACUUAUUUUUUGUACCAAAAAUUCUUAUGGACCUCAAAAGCACUAUUUUGACUGUAAGAAACACUUUUCUAAAAAGAAGGAAAGAAUAACAUAGAAAAGCUCAUUAAGAAUAUUUAAUCAGUGUCCUAAAUUAAAUUAUUAAAUAUAGUUUGACUUUCUCGAUCUCUUCACUCUCAUGACCAAUGACAGGACUCGAGGAUACAGCAUGAAGCUGAGUCAGGGGAAGUUUAGAUUGGAUAUCGGGAAAAGGUUUUUCACCUAGAAGGUGGUUGAGCACUGGAACAGGCUCCCCAGGGAAGUGGUCAGAGCACCCAGCCUGACAGAGUUCAAGAAGCAUUUGGACAAUGCUAUUGGACACAUGGUGUGAUUCUUGGGCUGUCUUGUGCAGGGCAAGGAGUUGGACUCAGUGAUCCUGAUGGGUCUCUUGCAAUUCAGUAUAUUUUAUGAUUCUGUAGGGGCAUAAUAAGAAGAAAUUUUGGGUUUAAAAUGCUUCUGACCUGUUUUGACCAAAACAGGUCAAAACUCUCUGAUAAUAAAUGCUUCCCAUGAAAUUUACCUAGUUCAAAUUAGAGUGAAAAUAAUCCUAAAAGUCAUUUGUCAGCUUACUUAAGUAACUACAGUUACCUUAUUACCCAAAAAUGGUGUGGAAACCCUAAUUUGCAAGCUUUAAAAACCCCCACCUUUUAGAAAUGGGUACAUUUGAGAAAAGCUUAGGUAAUCUAAAAAUUGUAAAGAUGGCAUUGGCGUUUCCCUUCUUGAGGUACUCAGUAGUGCAAUUGAGUAAAACAGGGUUUGGGAUUUUUGCUUUUUUUGUUGGUGUUUUUUUUUUUUCCUAUUGUAGAUAUAAACUGAAUGGCACUGGAGCAUAGGAUGCCAUUAAUACAAAACUCCCUCCUCAAAUUCCCUCGAUUAAUAAGGUCCAUUUUCAGUUGUAGCAAUGUAAUGUCCGUUAGGGUUUUUUCUGUCCAAUAUAUCUUGAAACACUGUAGGAAAACAAAAAGGUCCUAAAUUAGUCUACUACUUGUAUAAUAUUCAAAAACUGUACAGUAUUUCUCAAAUUCCUCAUCCAUUAUUGGAUUUUGAAUUACUUGACUAUUCUGUUUCUGAGUCAAAUCCACAAAAUAACUGCACCAAUAUUUCAUGCUUGGUACAAACUCUCUUCACACACAUAACUGGGAUUCCUCUUCCAAUUUAUACUGUAUAGUAGUAUUAAAGAUAACCUCAUAGGCUGGAUAGUCAUCUCAUACUUGUUUGCUUCAGAGGUAGAUAGGUUUCUUAUGAGCCUUAGCUGACGAAACAGGUGCUGUAUGGUUGUGAUGAGCUAUUUUGUUUCUAGUGCAUGUUUACUCUUUCAUUCUUAUCCCAGGUUGAAGAGAGAUAACACUUGUAUAACAGCAUACUUGGCUUAUAAGAGGUUCUCAAACACAGCAAUAUUGGGUACAAAAGCCUAGAGAGAGAUUAUUAAUGAAAUAAUCAUGGCAAUGUGGUCAACUAUCUUCAUCUGACACAAUGUUUUAAAAAAUUAUUUACAAAGGUCUGCUCAGUCUUUGUGUCAGAGGGAAUAACUAAGGGCCUGUAAUCCAUUGAUUAAACAGUGCCUGAGACUUUUUUGCUCUUAUAGAAUUAAUUAAACAAACCUAAACAAUAGUGUUUGGCAAAUAAUGUCAAUCUCUGCCCAGCCAUUUAAAAUCUAUGAAAAACAACUGCAGGUAUUUUGUAUUGAUACUUCUGCAUGACUGUAAGUACUGGUCACUUAAGUCUAUAGUGUAAAACUGUAAUGAGAAGUUAGAUUUCUCAUGUGUUAUUUGUAUUAUUAGUUCGGUGGUACUCAACUGGCAAUUAACAAUCCUGGAGUCAGCACUGACUAACACUCCUUAGGUACUUCUCUGCCUCAGGUACUGUACAUCCAUGGCUAACUAUCCCGUGUUACCUGAUCUCCACAGAAGUGCUGAGCACAUGCCUCCUCAGUACUUUGGCAGCUUUUCUUCUUCCUCCACAAAUGUGCAAAGGUGGGAGAGGAUUAAAAUGUUGUCUGCCUUUGAGCAAUUUGUAGCACAUAAGGGAUGAAGUGUUUCCCUUGCUAGCAUUCAAAAAGGAGGAGAGAGAGUGAGAAAUAGCCUCCUUUCUCACAGUAACCAUAGAAAAGGAAGGAGUUGUAAAUGAGAAGCUACUACAAAGUCCUUCUCAACAACCAGAAAGGAGGAAGAUUUUUGUGAUGACACCUCAUAAGGUAUUGUACAUGUCAUUAAUUUUCUGAAUGUAGCAAUUUCCAGAUUAUACAUUGUGUGUCAUAUUAUUUGAUAACUGACUCUCCACCUGCAGCAGUUGAGUUCCACUUGGCUGGGUUGAUUUCCAAUGUAUGAUUUUUUUAAUUAUUAUUUUUUCCAAACCUGUCUGUUUAAAGUUACAUACAUUACAAACCACCUAAAAGAGCAGCUUCAGUAUUAAACCACUGUUUUGUCACCUCAGUUAGACAUUACUGUCUUCCAUGAUAUUUCAGUCAUAAAUGUAACAUGUUAUUUAUAAAACAUUAAUCCAUUAAAACUAAACCUAUUUUUCAAUAUUUAUGAUAGUCUAUGUACAUAAAUUAAAUUGUAUGUGUGUAUAUACUGUAAGUAUAAUGUAUAUAAUGUAGCUUUGGAAUCCAGGAUUUAUGUAUAUAUUCCUCUCUCAUUACUGAUUGUAACAUCAUUUCAAGGAGUUGUUCAUGUUGUACAUCUGUAUAACAACUGUCAAAGGAAAGAGCCUUUUACAACAAAGUAUAAUGCUUACAGAAAUGGAAGAAGUGUGUUACACCAAAGGUGUGUAAUAAAACACUAAGACUGUAUUUACUACAAAUGUAUAUGUUGCAAUAAACACAGGAAUCACUUGGGUCCAUAGAAAGCAUUGUUCAGGUUCGUGUAUACUUUUCCUCUAAGAUUUACCAUGGAUGUUACGAUUUCCUCAAUGCAGCAAGUUAACAACCUUUGCGAUCUAACCUAUUUGUUAGGCUGCCAAAUUCGGGCGUCCUGCGGUACAUCUGUGUACAUAUGUAAAUACCCACCGUAUUGGUAGAGGCCAGCAGUACAGCUGCAGUUGUUGGCUAGACUAUUGGCCAACAGCACAGUUUCAAUGAAACAUUGUAUGUUUGUUUUAACUGAAAUAAAUAAAUAGAUAAUCCUAA